Molecule: messenger RNA, 1317 nt
Organism: Lathyrus oleraceus (garden pea)
Lineage: Eukaryota; Viridiplantae; Streptophyta; Magnoliopsida; Fabales; Fabaceae
Exons: 5
Coding region: 1-1317 (438 amino acids)
Source: RefSeq, a predicted model, not a curated record
AUGAAGGAAGUGAACUCAUAUGUUUUGCCAGAUGUUCAAACAUCUUUGGCAAAAGAAGCUAGCCCAAACAAUGAUUCUAGUGAAAAAGCUGAGGAAAGUGUUCCUGAACAUGUUGCUCUUGAAAGAAGGAGUAAGAAGAAGGUUGAUGAGUGUGUCCCUGUGCAUGUUGCUCAUGAGAGAAUAAAUAAAAAGAAAGUUGAUCAUGUUGUCAAUAUUGAUGAACUAACUUCUGAUGAAGAACCUCUUGCCAAUAUUGUAACUCGUGGCAUAGCCAAGAGAAUGCAGAGACGAAAAGGAAAUGCAAUGGUGUUUAAUGAUUCUCCCUCCAAGGAGAUGAAAGGAAAAUCUGGUGGUUUGAAAAGUAAUCCCUCUAAAAGAUCCAUAGGAAAAUCUCAUGUUGGUCCUACUAGAUCAUGCAAUAAAGUUAUUACCCCUACUAGAAAUAGGAAAGAUGUAUCUUCUAGUGAUUAUGAGUUUGAUAUCAAAAAAGAUGUCCAAGACAUCACGCUUAAUGCUGAAAGAUGGAAGUAUGUUAUUCAAAAGAGGGUAGCUAUGGAGAGGGAAUCGGCUAAGGAUUCCCUAAAAUGUAAGAAGGUCGCAGAACUUAUAGAAGCUGUUGGGUUGAUGAAGACUGUCACAAAAUUUGGCCCUUGCUAUGAAAUCCUAGUCAAGGAGUUUAUGGUGACUAUUCCUGAUGGGUGUGAUGAUGUGAUAAGUGUUAAUUAUAGGAAGGUGUAUGUUAAAGGAAAUGUUGUGACAUUUUCUCUAGCUGUGAUCAAUAAAUUUUUGGGAAGAAAAGAAGAACCUCAGGCUGAGCUAGAGGUUACAGAUGACCAGGUGUGCAAGGAGAUAACUGCCAAGCAGGUGCCCACUAAUCAAACCUCAACCAUCUCGACUGGUCUUGGGAAUUUUAUUUAUGAUAUUGGGACAAAAAGAGCAUUUGACUUUGGGAAAUACAUCUUUGAACAAGUUUUGAAACAAGCCUUCUCUACUGUUGUGAAAAUGCCUAUAUGCUUUCCAUCUCUCAUCUAUGGAAUAAUCCUAAAGCAAUAUCCUGGUAUUUUACUGCCUAUUGAUAGUGUGAAGAAAAGGGAUUCUCCUUUAUCAAUCCACUACAAACUUUUUGCUGGAACACAUGUCCCAGAUAUUGUCAUGACAUCUUCUAAGAAGAAGGAAGCUGAACAUGGUGGUGAUGACAAUGAAGGAACUGAUGUUCAGGACUAUGCUGGUGGGGAUGAUGCUGAAACCGAUGAAGAGAAAGAAGUUGAAGGAGAAGAGUAUGCAACUGCUGACUCAGAUAGUCAGGAAGAUAUCUGA